Molecule: messenger RNA, 1827 nt
Organism: Chironomus riparius
Lineage: Eukaryota; Metazoa; Arthropoda; Insecta; Diptera; Chironomidae
Source: the annotation of a GenBank genome assembly
AUGCGACGAAGAAAUAAUCAAGAUGAUCUUAACCGCAUCAUUAAAACAAAUUUAAAGUAUCAAACGAAGGAGUUUUUCAACAAUUCGACACUCCAUGGUGUUCGGUAUAUAGCUGAAGAAGGUCGAUCCUUCAGUGAAAAGUUUAUGUGGUUUUGUUUCGUUGCGAUUGGUGCCGUUUCUGCCUUUGUUAUUAUCGCAAGCUUGUGGGAGAAAUUUCAAACAAAUCCGACCAUAACAGACACAGACUUUCAUCUGCAUACGCUCGAAUUUCCCAGUGUAAUUUUGUGCCUCGAAACUCCAUUUAAUUCAACAAUUGUGAAUGACACCGCAAAGGGAGCACUUGGUGGGUAUUCAGACGAUUAUGAGAGUAAUAUUUCAAUGCUGGAAAUACUGUCAAGAUUGUCAUAUGACAAUAUCAAGAAGGCUGCUGAAUAUGCAUCAAAAAUCCCUAGUCAAAUGCAACAAAACUGGGAAAAGUAUCAGUUGAGGAGCUUAGCAUUCGAAAUAUCCAAAAAAUGCGAGGAUAUAUUUAACACCUGCAAAUUUCGUGCUGAGGAAAAGGAUUGCUGUGAAAUAUUCCAGCCAAUUUAUUCAGAAAGAGGAUAUUGCUAUAGCUUUAAUCAGCGAUUUUCUAGCACUGAAACUACUGAAGAGCGACUUCGAAACUUUAGUGUAAUACACGAAACAGACAAAUCAUGGUCAUUGGAACUGAAUCUUAAAGAGACAUCAAAGUUCUACAUGCAUUCAGUUUGGGAAGUAUUUGGUUAUGAUAAUCGCGUACAAUUUGUAUGGGAACCGGAGACAUCAAUCGAUAUUUUAAUAUCAAUGAAGCAAACUUAUACGACAGACGAUGCAGCACAACUCACAAUCACACAGAGGAAGUGCAUUUUUCCAGAAGCGUCAGAAGUUGAUAUUUAUUAUUAUAAAGAUGAAGAAUAUUCACUAUCGUCAUGUAUGAAGGAAUGCAGAAUGGAAAAUGCCAUCAAAUUGUGUGACUGCAUACCACCGUUCUAUGCACCUGUCAACCCAAAGAGUGGUAAAAGUCAAUGCAAGAUAAAGGAUUUUGCAUGCUUAUCAAAACAUGCAUCAAAUAUUACCAACAUCAGACGAUGCCUUAAAUGUGAAUUAAGUUGCCUCAACACCGUAUACGAUAUUGAGAAAACCUCACAGACGCAAGGAUCUGAAGCAGAAAGCACUCGAUCAGUAAAUAUUGAAUUUUUGACAUGGCCCAUUAUUCGAUACAAGCGUGAAGUUCUAUUCGGAUGGGUUGAUCUACUCGUAUCUUUUGGCGGUAUUGCCGGUCUCUUCCUUGGCUUUUCACUGCUUUCGGGUGUAGAAAUCAUUUACUAUUUUACGGUUCGUGCGACAUGUAUGAUGUUCAAAAAUCGGGAACAACUUUAUGAGGUUCAAGAAGAAGAAGAUCGUAAGCCACCAGAAAAAUAUGACCUUAGUAUGGAUUUAGCAAAGAUCCAUGGGAUAGAAAGAACUUCUAAUAUUCGAACUGUUAAGCCUGUUGAUCCAAAUAAUACUCUUGAUUCUAGUGCUGAUAGAAUUAUGAGUAAUAUACCCAAAGGUGGUGUUAGAUUUCGAUCUGAUGAAGAAGAGCAGGAAAGAAAAAUCAAUAGAAAUCCAUUUAGUGAUAGAAAUAUGGAAGACAUGGAUACACAGAUUCCCACGCAACGACAACCCAUUCAGCCUAUUGGAAUUUUUCGUCCCAUUCCAAUUGCUCCAUAUUCCGAAAACAUUAAGCCAUUGGAUCGAAAUUAUCGACGCCCAAAACCUAAUCAAGAAGAAUCUGGUUUAGUUUAUUAUGGCUAUUUACCAUGA